Molecule: messenger RNA, 9824 nt
Organism: Coregonus sp. 'balchen'
Lineage: Eukaryota; Metazoa; Chordata; Actinopteri; Salmoniformes; Salmonidae
Source: the annotation of a GenBank genome assembly
AUGCCUCCUUCGGAGAAGAUAGCUGUUCUGAUUCUUGGCGUUCUGGUGCUGGAAUCGUCCUGGAAUGCCCAGCACAGCCCGUGGCUUGCCAGCGCGCUACAGAUCCAACAGGCGUUCGCCUCACCAAACCAGACCAAUAACUUUGUGGUGGAUGAGGUGAGUAGAAAAGUCUACCUGGCUACGGUAAACAUGGUCUACCAGCUUAACGGGACCCUGAGCGUGGAGGUGGAGAAGAGAACGGGGCCGGUGGAGGACAACCUGUUGUGCCAUGCGCCGCAGCUGCCCCAAGCGCCCUGCGAGCACCCCAAAUCCCUCACCGACAACUUCAACAAGCUGCUCGAGCUGGACCGGGAGCAGGGGGUGCUGGUGGUAUGCGGCUCGGUGUACCAGGGCUUCUGUGAGCUCAGGAAGAUGGAGAACAUCUCUCAGAUAGCGGUGGAGUUUCCCGCUCAGGGCGAGAAGACCGUGUUCCCCAGCAUGCUGAAUAUCGCCGCGAACCACCCCAACGCUUCCACCGUGGGGCUCAUCUUCAGGAGCCAUGGGGGGAACACCCGACUCCUCGUCGGGGCCACUUACACCGGCGCUGGGACCCCGUUUUUCCCCAAGAACCACAGCAAGGAGGACCUGCGCUUCGAGAACACUCCCGAAAUCGCUAUUCGGUCCCUGAACAUCAAUGAUUUAUCUAGGCUGUUCACCUAUGACAUCAACCCGUCCGAGGAUAACGUCUUCAAGAUCAAACAGGAGGUGAAGCAGAAGAAUAAACUAAACUUCGUCCAUGCCUUCAUUCAGAAGACCUACUCUUAUAUUGCUAUCAACAAUGACGCGAAUAUGGGACACAAGGAGAGCCAGCCGAACAGCAUCCUGGCCAGGAUAUGCCUGGACACCGAGACCCCCCGAAAAUCCACCUCAGAGAGCCGUAAACUCACUGAGUCCUUCAUCCAGAUGCCGCUCCAGUGUGGAUAUAACGGGAACAUCUACAACCGGCUCGUCUCCGUUCACCCCGCGGAGAUCCACUCGGGGACCGGAGAGGGGCUGGAGUCGUACCUGUUCGGAGUAUUCACCAAAUCAGACAGAAAGUCUGCACUGUGUGCGUUUCGGUUCUCAGACAUUGAGGAGGAGAUCCGUCAGGGCCGGAGGAACUGCUCCAAUUCCCACAGCAGCGAGGUGCAGGUACUGGACAGCGUCAUCCAGGGCUCGGGCGCAGCGUGCAUACACAAAGGGAUUCUGGUGGUAAGUCAAGGAUGAAAACUAUCAUUGCAUUUUGUUUUAAACUUCAGUGAGAUUUGUAGGACUAUUCAUAUUUGUGAGACUUGGUGGGAACUCAUUUUAUUUAAUAUUAUUUGAUUUAGAUAAAUUUAGGAGCCACACUUAUGCAUGGAACGCGCUGUAAAAAAAAUAAUCCGAAAUAUGUGGGUUUAUUGGACUUGCUACUACAGGCCUGAAUAAAUACAUCUUCAAAAUAUGUUGAUUUUGGCAACAGACAGUUUUAAUAAUGAAUCACCCCGUAUCAUUUCUGUGGGAAAAGUUCCCUUGUCAGGAGCGCGCCCAGGUCCGUGAUUGUGUGAAGGAUCUGGUUAUGGGAACCGUGCGGGGUAGGCUACUUCUGUUAAACUCUCAUCCACGCCAGUGCAUUCAAGCUUUCGGCCUCUACUGGAGACAUAGAAUGGACUUUUGGUUUUUUAAAGUAAACAUUCGUUUAUCGUCAAUACUCAACAACUUUUUUAAUUAAAUGUAGGGUAACAUUAUUAUUUUUCCACUGGGCAAACUGAUUCGUUCUCUACGAAAUGGUAGUAUCAUAGGCCAUAAUCAUAAUCGAGGUUAAUCAGUAUACAAUGUGUUUAUUGUGUCAAAUAACAUAACACAUGCUCUUAGAUUAGGCCUAUUUUAUUUUUUAAGAAGGAAACACAUUUUUACGUACACAAUUCAAGAAGAAAAGUGUCUACUUAUUACCUUAUAGGUCAUAUCUAUAAAGGCUAUGACUUUCACACUAAAUCCCCUCUCAUUAUUUAAAGGACCCCUAUUACUCAAACAAAGUGUCUCAUAAAAUGUCUUUAUGCCUCUCGCCGCUUUUGAGGAAUGCUGUGAAAUUCCAUCCUCUCAUUGUGGUGAGGCAGGUCUCCGGUCUUUUCGAGACCAUUGCGUUGUCAGUCAGGUCGUAAAGAUGCUACACAGCACAUUUGCGGGUGUUCAAAUCUCGGUGUUGAGGUAAAAAAUGUUGUGAGUGAAAUUUACACCACCUGCAGUGAAUAAAUGAAGUGUUAUUUGAAUCAGUUGAAUCACUGAAUCACAGUUGAAUCAUCACCUUGUGGUGUUGUUGUUACUUGACUGUGUUGAGUUAAUUUCCAUGAGCUCUCUGAGUUAAAAAGACAUGGGAGUGGCUCAUUACCAUAUUUCCCAGUAUGCUUUGCUGCAGGUUGCUUUUUAGAAUAGUUAGUUUUAAUAUCUAUGUUUCUGCAUGCACAUUGAUUGAUUAAUUGGUCUUAUAGCCUACCACACAAAGAUAAAUAAUAUACAUUAUUCUAAACUAAGCCAAUUUGUAAGUGGUUGUUCCAGUUUAGAUGGUUUAGGUAGUCUCAUUUAUUAAUCUUCCCACAUUGGCAGUCAUUCUAACUGCAGUUGUGUGUGAUUAAAAGUUCCAACUGUUGGCUAUCCUAACUGGCUGGAUUCCAAUUUAAAUAACACCUUGCAAGCCAGAAUAAUAUGACAUGCCUAUGUGGCCUGCAAACCCGGAGUUUCAGACCACUGUGUUAGGGUAAAACUAGGCUGUCGGAGUAUGGUAUUGUCAAAAAAAGUAAUAUAAUGUCAUAAAUAAUGUAAUUUUUAUGAUAAAAUAUGAACUUGGUGAAGGUUAUAUGACUGAAAGCCAUCAAAUGCCACAAUAAUGUCUCUGUCACUAGCAAACCCAGUCAUGGGUGGUACUGGUACCUCUAAAAUUCCCUCGAAAGGCACCCUGGAAAAAAAUAUGCAAAUAAGGCUUUACACCUAACAGUUUUAAAACCAGUGGAGAACGACUGCCCCCUCUCAUUGAAGCCACGAGAGUUCAAAGCCGACCGUGGUACUGCAGGCAUUGUUAUCAGAAAACAGGAUUCCCCCAUUAUAGUGAAUGGAAAAAGGGCAAUCUUUGUGUAUGUUUUUUUUUUUUUUUUGAAGACAAUCAUGCUGCCAAUAAUUACUUGUAAUACACCAGAUGUAUGUACUUGAACUGAUUAUUUUAAAAUCGCACACAGAAGAAGAUGUCAGCCUGCAGUGGUCGGCCUUCAACUUCAGUUACUCAAUGAGAAGGGCAGCACUUAUCCUAACCUGCAACGUCACUUCCUGGAGUAGCUCAAACUGCAUAUGUUAUGUCUCUAUGAGACGCCAUCUUAACCGACUUCAUUUGGCUUCAAAAUCCAUAAGAGUCUAAUGACUCACCCGUUUGUCAAUCUAAUUAACAUAAUGCAAAAAAAAAAACAUAAAAAUCUGUCAGUUUAAGCUUGAGAUAUAUAUGUUUUGGGUUGCAUGGGCUGUGUCUCAAUCCACCGCAUCUGUGGUGGAAAGUGGCAUAGCUACAUCGCUGUUUGUCAGACCAGGAGACAUCUCGAAAAUCAGUCUUCUCACAAAACAUUUGUAGCGUCCGAAAGGCCUACUAACUAAUAUGACCACUCUAUGGAAAGAUGAGACUCGCAGGAGCACGAUGGUGUUCGCCGUUUUGCUCUAUGAUCCCCACAAGCCCCACGGGACUCGUCUGAAGUCGGUACCGCAGAUGUGCCAACUUCUGUCUGUAGCGUCCAAACAGUUUGGGCUACAAACUAAUAUGACCCCACUGUACUAACCUCACUCUCUGCCUGCUUCCUCCCUCUCUCUGUCUCUUCUGCUUGCUCCUGCAUGCAUUGAAGCCUGCCUCAGCCUCAACACUGAGCGCCACAUCACUGUCUUUCUCAGAAGCCUGUAAAGCAAAGUUAUUUUGAGAACUUAGUAGCCUAUUUUUUGCUCCUGCUGAGGCGUCUCCAUUUAACGUUAGCUUCUUACUUCAUCCUUCUAGCUGGCUAAGUAAUAGGCCUACUAGCCAGAGCCCUUCAACAUUACUGCAAUAGAAGUUGCUGCCGGCAGCUAGCCACCUGACUGACUGACAUAUCUAAGCGACUAUUUACCAGUUGUGCACUCAUUUUCUGAGAGUCAGUGUAUGAUUGUUUGGGGGAUGUCUGGGAAAAGGGAAAGAGGAUACCUAGUCAGUUGCAAAACUGAAUUCAUUCAGCCGAAAAGUGUCUUCCGCAUUUAACCCAACACUUCUGAAUAAGAGAGGUGCGGGAGGCUGCAUUAAUGGACAUCCACGUCAUCGGCGCGUAGACCUGACAGGAGACACGGGACGGUUUUACAAUUGACUUUUGUCCGGCAUCUUGCUAACACACUGUGAACAGCGCCGCUAGUUCCAUACUUGAGCCGACUCCGAGCUGGGGCAGUUCGUUUCACGUCUCAGACCCUCGGGUUAGACGUUUGAGAGACUGGUGAAUGUGCUGAUAAAAAGGCAAAUCCUGUUGCAAAUCCAGGGGACACAGGCAAACAUAACGAACAAACCACCGUUCAUGGUUCCACUUGUUCGCAAAAGGCAGGCGCGAUUAGAACCAAUGAUAAAUAUAUACACAUGUAUACUCAAGAAUAUAAGAAUUUUGAACAACGCUGGGAGCAAUAUUUAGAUGUUGACCCGUAAUUGAUUUUCUUGUGUCCAAAAUAUACAUUUUUAUCAUAAUUGCCUGCCUGUCUCGCUUCCUGUUUAUUGAGAUAUUUUAAACUGACUCAAAGUUUGAUCAUUGGCUAUUUGUCUCUUUAUUUCCAUCUGUCAGCUGCAACCGGAGCAGCUGGACUGUGGAGCGGCCCACCUGCAGCACCCACUGGCCCUACGAAGGCCCUUGAGGGCCACACCCCUGUUUGAGUCCCUGGGCCUCAGCUCUGUUGUCGUGGACAAUGUACAUGACCACACCGUGGUGUUUCUGGGCACCAGCACCGGACGACUGCGCAAGGUCAGAGGAACUGCUUUAUUGACAUCCAUUUUUCUUUCAGGAAUAUUCACAUUUCCAAAGUAGAGAGAGCAGUUUUAGUUGUUAUCCUUUUUUUCUUGUAAAGGAAGAAAUAUACAGCUGCUAAGCCUACUACCUCACAGUCUAACUGUGCUGCAUGAAUUUAAGAGCAAACUUAAUGGGCCAGAGAUAUUCAGCCAUUCUUUAUUUCUGGAACUUAAUUGAAAUUAUGAAAGAAGUAACAGAGAAGUGUCAGGUGUAAAUUACGAUAGAUUGAACUGCAGGGAAAAGUGCAUUUUGGAGGUAACAAAUAAAGAUGAGACAUUGUUAACAUGAGAAAAUAACGUAGAAGUACUGUAGGUCUAAAAGGGUGCUGACAUUCAUUGUAAAGAAUGGCAGAUUUAAAAUGCAAGGCACAGUAAAAAUGAAUGUUCUCAUAUGACAAAAUGCUAUGCAGGACAAGGCGAGAGCAUCUGAGUAGAGUGAGGGAAAGUGUACAGAGUCAAGAGAAUAUUUGUUUUUAUGUGGGUGACACACACACACACACACACACACAGACAGACAGACAUAUACACACAUGCUGUGAGAACACACACACAGCACAUAAUCAUGGGGUAUGGGGUAUGCACACUGGGUAAACACCAAACCACUUUCACUCAGUGGCAUAACGACACAGGCAGACAACCCAAAACACAUCCAAAACCUAAAUAUGCAAUCAGGCCAGACAAUUUGGACACACACAAACAAACCACCUUAACCACUACCAUACAUCCGGCAUAAACAAAAAAAAGUCCAUUCAUCUCGGCAAGCCAACAGAAAGCUCUUUUACAAGGCCUAAAACAAGACACCCUCCAGCAACAUAUUUCUAAUGUUGUAAAAGGUACCAGUCUAAUGCAACAAAAAAAAUACAUAUGAAAGCAGAUGCUUUGGACAGAUGCCUCAUGUCCCCCCCUAUGACCACAUCUGGACACAUAAAAAAAUUACUUAAAAUAAAAACAGACUUUUUCAUUCACUAUGGCUGAGGUGGAUUCAUAGUUCAUCACUUUAUCUUUAACCUGAACCUUCACCUACCAGGGUUUCGGUUAGCCAGUAAUAGCUGUUUUUCUGCCAAUAAAAAAAUUGAAAAGCUGAUCAAUAAAAUUGGCCCCUGCCAAUGGAAAAAAUCCCAUUGUGAAAUAAUGCUUUUUAGCUUAUUCAUUGAUGGAAAUACCAGUCGAUGGAAAUACAUUUGACUGGUCAUGCUUAUCGGUCUAUAGAUUAAUUUGUAUAAUUUAGUGGAAUUAAAUGAGCGGGUGUGUACAGUAGGCUAGGCUAUAUUCGUUAUAUAACUUAUUUAUCACGCCAUACAGCAUACAGAUACAGAGCCUUUGAGCGGAAAAUCUAUCAGACAGCGCGCGAGCUGCUGCCACAGCAUCUCAAACAGCAAAUAGAAGGGAACGGAAGGCAGGCUUCAUCAGCAGGGUUCAUCAGCUCCUCAAACACCCCUUUGCAAUGAGCUGGACGCAGUAUGCAUUUUGAAAACUUUUACUUAAUUGUUUGAAACCUGAACAUUUUACUACAUAUUAUGAGGCAUGUUCUAACUUGCUUCAAAGUAGCCUAGCCAAUAUCAGACCAUAUCCUUGUAGGCAAUUAUUUUAAAUACAUUUUCUUUCAUUGUCUAGUAGCCAAAGGCACAAUCCUAGUCAUAUUAGCAACCCAUUCUAGUUGUUUCAUAUUAGAUCUCCCUCUUUCAGAAUUUCUAACAGAUAUUUUCAUCUCUGUCACAUGAAACCGCUCCCAAGUGCGGUUUGCUUUUGACAGUGAUGUUUCCCCUCUAAUUGCAUUAUGGAAGGAACAUUCGCACGUAGCCUACUGCCUUAUGCGAAUUGCUGCACUUAUAAUGUGAAGAAAUAAUAGUUUAUCAACAUUUUAAACUAAACGUUCUGAUCUGUUGCAUCAGACUCACUGCUUUUUAACUUUUUUAAAUGUAGCCUUACUAGUUGUAUGGAUUUGGUAUCUAUCACCCACAACUGUCCCAGAGUCGGUUUGGAAUAGGCUAUUUCUUUCUCAACAAGCUGACCAAUAGAAUAGGUAAAUUUUUCUACUAUGUGGGAUAGGCUAGUGAUUUUGCUGUUUGUUACACGUCUUGUUGGCUAAGGAAAAGUAAAUGUGGACAUUUGUUCUAACAUCUUUAAAGUGCACAUCUUUGCAUCCUUGACUUGCAUGUUCUGUUAAUGUGAAUGACAUAAUCUCAAUGUGAUUUCUGUCAUUCUGAGCACCGUGGGUGGACGCCCUAAUCAGGUUCCACACCCAAUGCAUAUGGGUCCGGUAAAUUUCUCAAAUGUCAGGUAAAUUAAAAUGCUGCCUGCGCCACACUUUCCUAAAGGAAACCCUGAUGUGUGUGUGUGUGUGUCAAUAUGGAGCAUGUUGUAUGUGCCUGGGGCACACGUAUCAUGUCUGUGUGUUUUAUGCUGUGUGUGGGUGCGUGCGUGUGCACAUUUGUGUGUGUGUUUGUGUUUGCCCUGGGGGCCGCACUGUAACAGAGGGUAAUGGUGCUGUUAGUGUGUGUAAUGUGAUUCUGUCUGUGAGCUUGGCUCAGGCUGAGUAGUACAGAGCACAUGGGAACAGUGGUAGAGAUUGAGUUAGGCCUCUGCUACUGGGGGUAGAAGACCCUCAAUGAAGUAAUUACAGACAUUUUUAACGAAGUCUCUCAGCACUGUCUCUCUAUUUUACUCUCAGUCUCUCUAUGUCUCUAUCUCUGUCUCUCUGUUUUCCUCUUUCUGUAUCCGUCUCUGUCUCUCUCUUGCUCCCUCUCUCUUUCUCUGUCUCUCAUUUAUUUCCCUCUCACUCCACCUCCUCCCAUCUCAGUUUGUCUUUCAUUGUCCCUCUCCCUCUCUGUCUCUCAGUCCACUAUCUCAACCAUAAAAAGGGUCCUUUGAUUAUAUUGUAAACAAACACACACACACACUAUUCUCUCCCCCCCCCCCCCCCCCCCACCACCACCACACACACACACACACAGAGAGAGAGAGCUUGGAGCAGCUGAGUACUCCUGAGUUGAAUAGAGUCUUUCAUGUUGGGGUAGACAGACAGAGGAGAGGGAGAGAGAGGCAGUGACCUGCCAGUAUACAGCAGGUGUUUUGUUGUUUGACCUAGCUGUGUCCAACCCAUCUCCACCCCUCCAUAGCUCCCUGCUAUCUGCCCAGGUGUGUGCUAUUGGGUGGCUCUAUUGUGACCCUGUAUGUUUGAUCUUUAUUGGCAUGCCUGUGUGUGUGUGUGUGUGUGUGUGUGUGUGUGUGUGCGCGCACGUGCCUGUGUGCAUAUGUGUUUGUGUGUGUGUGUUCUUGUGUUGUGUUGUGUUGUGUUGUGUUUAGUCACUAGAAAAGCAGCCGAGUCUGUAACUGUCACCAGAACAGUCUCUGGCUGGUUUCCUCAGGAUGGCAGGAUGUCCAUAGAGCUGAGACAGAAACCGCAACGAUUCACAACAACAAGCUCUCUCACUGUCUGUGUGACAGGAAGUCACAUCCGUAGCAUUGAUUUGUCUGUGGUCUAUGGAUCACUGUGUGUAUAUGGGAGUAUGUAUGUGCAAGAUUCCAAAGACUUUAUCAUUUUUGUAAAGAAUUUUGUGUACUCUUGUGUACAUCUUACAGUAAUCUUUUCGACUGUGCCUUUCCUCAAGAAGCGCUUUGUUAAAGGCCUUAAUAUCAUUUUAGUAUUUUCAAAGUAUGGAGGGUGAGUUGUGCAGGAGUGGACUGAAGUGCAUGUUUGCUAAAUCACAGCCCAGUGAAACUGUGAGAUGGCCUAGUUAAUGAAUCUUCUUACGAAUGAAAUCCAUCAAAUAAAAAACUUAAAUCACUGGUAAUCAUGACCUAAAUUGUUACUUAACUUGUUACGUGUCUUUGUGUGUACUAAGCACUCUGCCUGUCUCCCACAGCUGACCCUCCUGAAGAACCUGACUGUGGCCAAUCAGUGGGCUCUGAAGCUCCCAGCCGGCGAAUCUGUGCACCACAUUAUGACCUUUGACCCCAUAGACAGGAACUACCUCUACCUUAUGACUUCUCACCAUGUAAGGCUGUGGGAUCAAUACUCUCAUCCAUCAACUAGACUCAGUUAGACUGAUUCAUGUUCUCCAUGACAAUGGCAUUGGUUUAGUUUGUUUGACAUUCAUCAUGCCUUUCGUUAAUGCAUUUUUCUGGUUUUGCCUAGUGAGUGGUCAUAUUUUUUAAAUGAAAAACAGAUAUUAUUUAGCAGUUAUUACAAGUUUCUGAAUAAGUUAUAUUAGAUCCAUGCACUUCACAUCAGAUAAAUAAAUGCACAUAUUUUUUUAGAUAGAUAACAACUUUCAAGAGGAGAUUUCAGCAGUCUGCUUUCUGUUUUUGAUUUGACAAACCAAAUAAUGCUAGAUGAGCAAAUAUGCAUAGCCUUGUCGGAUGUUUUAGGAGGAUGUGGUGGCACCUUGUCUCAAGAUGUUGUACGUUCAACAAUGCACAAAGGCAUGCCUAUUCAACAUCAGAAUAUGUUAGACAAAGAGUGUGAGACACUUGGCAUGUGUCUGAAAGCCAAGCGACAUGUUUCGCGUAAUAAACGUGAUAAGACCAUGUGUGGUCAGUGUGUAUGACAGUGUGCAAAUGUACACAACAUACUAAAAUAGAAAAGGAAGUGUGUAUAAUAUACUAUAUAUAAUAUACUAUAUAUAAUAUACUGUAUUAUGUACAGUUUGUUGAGUGUCUGUAUGUGUGGUUCUGUCCAUAGCUCCUGAGGGUAAAGGUAGCAGCAUGUGGACAGUACAGAACCUGCAGUGAUUGUCUGGGGGCCAGCGACGCUCACUGUGGCUGGUGCACACUGGAGAGC